Molecule: messenger RNA, 2115 nt
Organism: Diaporthe amygdali
Lineage: Eukaryota; Fungi; Ascomycota; Sordariomycetes; Diaporthales; Diaporthaceae
Product: fungal specific transcription factor domain-containing
Exons: 2
Coding region: 1-2115 (704 amino acids)
Biological process (GO): DNA-templated transcription; regulation of DNA-templated transcription
Molecular function (GO): DNA-binding transcription factor activity, RNA polymerase II-specific; zinc ion binding; DNA binding
Source: RefSeq, a predicted model, not a curated record
AUGCCGUCGAGCCCGACUUGUGCUGCUGCGGUAUCAGAUGCCGAGACUCCCACCCCAUCUGCUUCAGGCCGGAGACCCGGCAGCCAAAAAGCCCGGAGGUACGGCUUUGCCUGCGCGAGCUGCAAGUCACGCAAGGUCAGGUGCAGCGGGGACCAGCCUAUUUGUAAGGCCUGUCAGAGGACUGGCGAGGCAUGCAUCUGGCCAUCUCAAGACUCGAAUGCCUCACGGCUCCGAGAUGCAAAUGCUCGCAUCCGGCAGCUCGAGGCUGCCCUACGAGAAAGCCCUUCUUUAUCUCGUCCGGCCGAUGACUUGUGUAAUACCUACCAGUCCCAAGAGCGCCUUCCCCAGGCCUCUGUGAGUACGAAUUCCGCCGCCACAGGCCCUAGCCCGACAAUAAGCACCGACUCCCCCGUCACCGAGGCGGCAUACCCGCCUUCUGCGACCGAGAUCUGGUUUCAAGUCGGGAUCGGAGAAGACGGGGCUAUUGUCUACAAUGGUCCAACAAGCCGGUUCCAUGCUGGGCCACUGGAUGAAACCAAUUUGGCGACUGCCACGGGAGCCACUGAUCCGCAAGCACGCUCCCUUUCUGGCCCCAGGAGGGCCGCGCAGGUUGAGAUCCUGCGGUCCCAGCAUUCUUUGAUGGAAACAGUGUGGAUGCCAUUAAUUGAGACAAGGCCCGUCGUGAACGGGACCGGCGUCGAUAUGACGGUUGGCAUGGCACUCCUUGACAUCUACUGGACCUGGUUACAUCCCUUGCACAACUGUGUCUACCGUCCAUGCUUUAUCAUGGACCUAGCAUUGGGCGGACAAUAUUGCUCCGACUUCUUGCUCACGUGCAUCUUUGCGCUUGCGGCAAGGCAUCUUCCUGAGCGCAAUUCAUCCUUUUCUGAUGUCGAAAAGGGAGAGGACUUUGUUAAAAAAGCAAAGGAGCUUUUAUUAGUAGAAUUGGCUGCUGAUAAACCCUCUAUACCGACUAUACAAGGGCUGCUUAUCCUUGGUGGCCGUCAAUGCGCUGUCGGCAGAAGUUCUGAGGGUUGGCUCUAUACUGGGAUGGCGAUUCGAAUGAUGAUAGACAUCGGACUUCAUCUUGAUACCCCUAAACUAGCUGAGCUGCAGCGGUGGACGCCAGCAGAAACAGAGACCAGAAAGCGAUUGUACAACUCUGCAUACAUAUGGGAUAAGACGCUGAGUCUUGCCAUAGGGCGCCCGCCAUGUUUGAUUAGGCGUCCUUAUUCAAGUUUAGAAAUUCUGGACAAGUUUGACGACACUCGAGACUGGAGUCCUGUACAGGCCGUUGAAGUUGGCGACACGUAUACUCCGGUGCCGUCGUGGAACAGCACAACCUUUUGCGCUUUCUGUCAACUUCAUGAACUAACGACAGAAAUGAUAUUGCUUUUCUCAAGUGCUCCUAGUACUGAGAACUUUGCAACACAGAUCGACAGCCUUGACACGAGAUUUCGCGCCUUGUACGAUGAAAUGCCAGAGUUCUUGAGAAUCGACGAUCCGGUCACAAUGCAACAGUGUCCUCCGCCUCACAUCAUAUCACUCAACUAUUGCAUGUUCUCCGCAGCUACUGUCGAGAUUCAGAUGAUGAAAACUGCGACAAAUCAGGCAGAGAAAGACGAUGCAGCAGCGAGGCUGGCGUAUGCCGUCAGAGUGCUUCAGAAUGAGGCCACUCACACGCCAGGUAGUGGUCGAAGUCUGGAUACCAUUCGUCGGCUAUUGAAUGCUGGUCUCGAGCAGCCUGUUCAAUCUGCGGGACACCGUUAUGGGGCCAAUGGUUCAUCUGUCGGGCAGGCCCACCCUGGAGCGAGGCAUGACGAUGGCGAGUCGGGCCUGUCAAGCAUCCCACCUGUAUCCCGUGACAUCCUCGAUCCCUCGGCACAGACCCACUCUCUGAUUGUGGGCGAAGAAUUCUCAACCUCAAUGUUCUCGAGCGAGGAGGCGUGGGGAGACCACAUGGGGCUUGCCGGUCUCGACACUGGCGCGGGGUUUCAUCCGGAUGCUUUUUCUUGGGGAAUGGCAAACAACUUUCCGCGAGGAACGGAAUUUUACAGCCGCGGCGGACCCUUCCCAUCUUACACGGCGAGUUUCUCGUAUCCCGAGCGCCGAUAA